This is a messenger RNA of Daphnia magna, 2806 nucleotides long. RefSeq names its product signal recognition particle subunit SRP68 (gene Srp68). Gene Ontology annotation, cellular component: signal recognition particle, endoplasmic reticulum targeting. The transcript is spliced from 9 exons. The coding region runs from base 68 to 2521 and encodes 817 amino acids. Gene Ontology annotation, molecular function: signal recognition particle binding; 7S RNA binding; endoplasmic reticulum signal sequence receptor activity. Lineage: Eukaryota; Metazoa; Arthropoda; Branchiopoda; Diplostraca; Daphniidae. The record is from RefSeq and is a predicted model, not a curated record. Gene Ontology annotation, biological process: SRP-dependent cotranslational protein targeting to membrane.
GUUGUGUUGGCAGUGGCGAUGGCACUGUCAGACUUUCUCGUCAUUAAACAAUCUUAAGAAAAUCUUCAUGAAAAUAGAGGUCAAUAUGACGGAAACAAAGUCAAAUGAUUCUGAAACGAUCACCACUACUCAACAACAGUCGGGUGCUAAAAAUGAUUCAAGUAAAGGUCCUGAAAGUAUUUAUACUGUACCUUUGUUGAAGUUAAUCAAAGAGGCGCAGCAACAACAUGGCCUUCGGCAUGGUGACUAUCAAAGAUACAGAACAUACUGCUCCAGCCGUUUGCAUAGGUUAAGAAAAGUCCUUCAUUUCCCCCAAGGAGAUCGCAAGGGUUUCAAGAAAAGGGAAGUGACUUUGGAUAACUUAAAGGAUGAAAAAUUUGUAUAUCUUCCACUGAUCCAAGCUGAAAGAGCUUGGGCAUAUGCAAUGCAGCUAAAACAAGAGUCAAACACUGAACCUAGGAAAAAAUUUCAUUUGGUUGCCAGGCUGCGUAAAGCUGUGAGCCAUACUAUCCAUCUAGAAUAUAUUUGCCAGAGUCCUUUGUGUGAUGCUAGGACCAAGCUUGAAGCCCAGGCCUAUUCUGCUUGGAUGCAGGGUACUCUAUUUUUUGAACUGCAAGAAUGGAAGCAGGCCAGCGAAAAACUUGUGCUAUCACAAACCAUUUACGAAAAACUGGCUUCUGCUCUUAACGAAGACGAACAAAUUCUUUACAAACAACGUGUUGAAGAGCUUAAUCCUAACCUGCGUUAUUGCGCAUACAAUAUUGGAGAUUCCAGCGCUCAACAAGAUUUAUUGAAUAUGCGAAGCAAAGGUGGAAAAUCUGAAUUGGACGCCUUGAUUGCUCAGACCCGUGAAAAGCAGGCGGCUAGUUUGCUGGAAGUAACUUGGCGGGGUCGUACAGUUCCUGUACGACUGGAGAAGAUUCGUGUAUUUUUAUUAGCAUAUCAAGGUCUUGAUGCUAGCUUGGGAAAAGCUAACGACUGUGACGCGAAAUUAUCUGCGUACGAGACCAUUUUGCUUGACUGUAAAGAAGCUAUUCAAUCGUUAAAAGAAGAUUUGGCUGCGGUUGCGAAAACUAAGGUAGAUCUUCAGUCGUCCCAGUUGGGAUCCCAGCAAUAUCUGCUGAGUUAUUUGACAUUUCUGCGAGCAACGCUGACAAUUGAUCGAAACUUGGUGAUGGUUGAUGUGUUUCAGAAGAAUUUUGCCGCUUACCAGAGCGGCGAAUCUAAAAAAGUAGCCAAACCGCAAGAAGGUGUAAAGCUUUAUGAAGCAAUGGUCCAAUUGUCUGGUGAAUUGCAGCAAUUGCAAGGAAUGGAGAAUGAUAAGAAAUUCCAAAAUGACCUGGAAUUACUCACGAAAGUUUUUAAAGCCUUCCGUUGCUAUUACAUGGCAUUGACAUGCCAGGGCAAUCGUCAGUGGGCCGAAGCUUUGGCUUUGUACCAGCGAGCUGAAACUUACAUCAACCAGUCAGAAGGGAAGAAGCUUGGCGACUCCGAGUUUACCAAGUACAGUCGGGUCGGCCAAGAUUUGGCUCACCUGCGCAGUCUCGUUAACUCUGGCAAAUGCGCAGCCCACGCCCAGAAUAUCCUCGGAGUCGAAGAUAUCAAUGCUGCCAUGAGUGGACUUAGCGUGCGUUCCAAAAAGAGUUUGUGUCUCCGAUUGGACGAAUUUGUGGAAGAUGUCAGCUUAACAUCCGCUACCCCUAAUGUUAUCAAGCUUCCUCCCACCAUGGCACCCGUGCCUUGCAAACCGCUCUUUUUCGACCUGGCUCUUAACCAUAUUAGUUUCCCCUCGUUGGCGGAAAAUAUGGAGAACAAGAAGAGUACAGGAGCCGGAAUUACUGGAUUUGUCAAAGUGAGGCUAUCACGACCGCAAACACCAACUCCGAAGAUGGGUGAUGUAGAGAAGAAGAAGAAGAAGAAGAAGAAGGAAGAGGAAACUGCUCCCGCUGAGGCCGCUCCCGCUGCUGCCCCUGCAGCUGCUCCAGCAGCAAGCUCGACCAAGUCUGGUUCAACUGGUGGCUCCAAGAAGCAAGCCGCCCGCUCUGGCAGCAAUGUCUUUUCGAUGUUCAGCCAGAAGCAGGUUGCUGAGUUCAAAGAAGGCUUCCAGUUGAUGGACCGUGACAAGGACGGAAUCUUGGGCAAGAAUGACCUGCGUGCCACCUACGAUGAACUGGGCCGCAUCGCUUCCGAGAAGGAAUUGGAUGAGAUGCUCAAGGAUGCUCCAGGACCCAUCAACUUUACUGCUUUGUUGAUGAUGUUUGCCGAAAGGCAAUCUGGAGGCGCCGAUGAGGAUGAGGUUGUUAUCGCUGCCUUCAAAUCUUUCGACGAUGGCACCGGCCACAUCGAUGGUGAGAACUUGCGACACGCCCUGAUGACCUGGGGUGAAAAGUUCACCACCAAAGAGGUCGAUGACGCCUAUGCUGAAAUGACCAUUGACAACAACAACCGCAUCGACUGCAACGCACUCAUCCAGAUGCUGACCUCCUCUCCAGCUGAGGAAACUGAAGGCGAGGCUGCUUAAAAUCUUUUCUUUAUCCCUCCACCCCCAAAAAGUCGUUGUUUCUUUCUUUCUUUCUUCCGUCUUUCUCUAUCAUUAAAAAAAGAAAUUCACAUGCACUCUGCAAGAUCAUCAGCAGAAUAACAACAACAACAACAACAACAACCUAAAAAAAUAAACUGUUUCAAGAAAAUCCUUUCCUGCUAUGAAUUUUUUCCUUCAUUUUGUGCUAUGGUAGUUGUUUGAGUCUGGUUUCUAUCCAACACCAGUUAGUGAUGACUUCCGAAUACAACUACUGUUAGACCAGAA